Molecule: messenger RNA, 1914 nt
Organism: Chaetomium globosum CBS 148.51
Lineage: Eukaryota; Fungi; Ascomycota; Sordariomycetes; Sordariales; Chaetomiaceae
Exons: 2
Coding region: 1-1914 (637 amino acids)
Biological process (GO): calcium ion import across plasma membrane
Molecular function (GO): calcium channel activity
Source: RefSeq, a predicted model, not a curated record
AUGCAUCUCAGCCCGUUGCAAUCGCGGCUCGCAGCCUCACUUGUGGCCUCUUGUCUGCUGAUUCUGCUCUAUCUCGUCCUGUUUCCGCCAAACUUCGCCCUUGCCGCCGAGCUCAACGAAGCAUUGCCUGUUAUCUUUGAUGGUCUCGACUCCGCAGCGGACCUGGCGGGGCCUGGCCCGCUCGGCCCGACGACAUAUGAAGCCGAAUUCUCAGCCUUUGAUAGGAGCAUUCUCGGACGAGCGACGCGUGACCUGAUCACACUCACGAACGAUGAGCCUCUCCCAAUGAACGUGGAUCAAGGGGUGACUCAGCCGUUCGUCUUUUUACUGCCCCGCGUAUCCGACCGGGGGGCCGUGGGGGAUCGGUUGGAGCUGAGACGGGAACGGAGUGUCUCCGGGGACGGACACGCUGGCGCUGGCGCCGGUGCUGUGGAGAACGAAGAGGGCGGAGAACAACAGGGUCAAGAUAUUGAGAAGCGACAGGCAGCUCGAAUGGUGUACAUCUCAGCGAAUACUUGUCUCCAACCGCAGCCGGUCGAUCCCUCAAAGGCAACGGAAGACCCGCCCCAACUCAAGCUUUACGUUUCGACGUCCCCCGACAACACGGCCCCCGGGCCUCUUGCGGACCCGGAAACUCAACAUGUGAAGAAUUUCACCCAGGGGGCAGUUACGUACAACAUCACCACUAACAGGGAGGUUUACAUUGGAAUACACGCCCCAGAAUCGGAAAGGUUCUCUGGCACAUACAAUCUCCGGCUUGCGGCGUCGACAGACAGUUACUAUUACACCUACGACACGAAGGAUCCCGACUUGAUUUUUGUUGAUAGCGACUCGCAAGGAGCGUUGCUAAUGACCCCCGAUUUGGUGGAUUCAAGAGACCCGGAGGAGGAGGACGCGAUCAUGGAAGCACCGCCAUACGUGCUAUUUGCGCAUAAUGUAAAAGACAGAGCCGUCAACGGCCUGAAGUAUUCGUACUGUGGAUUGUACAACUACGCAAAGAUUGCGGCCACCAAGGACGAGCGGCAAACGGGUACGGUCAGCACGAGCAUGACGAAGAGAGGGGAUGGCCGACCGAAGCAACAGUUUUUCUUCAGCGAGCUCAAUUCCUCUGCGACGUACAUCGGUAUUUUGGCGGUAGAUGGCGCGGAUGGUGGUAAAUUGGGAAAGCGGCAGACUGCGUUUGAGAGAGGCCCUCUGGUGUUCAAGGAGAUGAACUUCACCACCAAGUCCGACCACGGCAACUGUGCGUUGGUCAUCAACCUCGCUUUCUGCGACGAAACCGCCUACGCGGUGCCCAGCAACCCCAAAUUCGGCAACGCGUCGCAGCUCGCCGAGUUCUACGACAACUACGCCGCAUCUGUGUACGCCAACUUCGACAAGUCCCUCGCCCAGGUCGCCUGCGAGGCGCCCUCCAGCCAGCUGUACUCGCUCGCGCGCAACUGCAGCGACUGCGCCGCCGCGUACAAGGACUGGCUCUGCUCCGUCACGAUCCCGCGGUGCGAGGACUUCUCCAACACGGCAGACUACCUGCAGCCGCGCGCCGUCCGCCAGCCGUUCCCCGACGGCGAGACCCUCGACGCGGCCACCCUGGCCUCGUUUCCGGAUAGCAGGGCCUUCACCAACAGCCGCAACCCGCGCAUCGAUGACGUGAUCAAGCCGGGCCCGUACAAGGAGGUCCUGCCGUGCGACGACCUCUGCUACAAGCUGGUGCAGAGCUGUCCGGCGUCGUUGGGGUUCGGCUGUCCCCUCCCCGGCGGGGUGGGGUUCAAGGGCAACUAUGAGAGGCAUGAUCCGUCCAAGGGGCUGACGUGUAAUUUUCCGGGGUCAGCGCACUUCCCGUCUGCGGGUGGGAGAGCAGUGGUGAAUUGGGGGGUCAUGGUUGCGGUGAUGGUAGUCGGGCUGUUGGUCGUAUGA